Molecule: messenger RNA, 2577 nt
Organism: Brassica napus (rape)
Lineage: Eukaryota; Viridiplantae; Streptophyta; Magnoliopsida; Brassicales; Brassicaceae
Product: disease resistance protein TAO1-like
Exons: 2
Coding region: 535-2547 (670 amino acids)
Biological process (GO): signal transduction; defense response
Molecular function (GO): ADP binding
Source: RefSeq, a predicted model, not a curated record
AAAAUGUGUAGCCAAAUAUAUGUUUAUAAGAGUAUGUGCAUCAUAUAAAUUAUUCAUUCCUUCUAUACCUUGAAUAUCAAGCAAACAAUUGUUAACAAAACAGAAACAAAAUAAAAAUGUCUGCAAUCUGUCCCAAGUCAGUUAAAUGAAGUUCCCAUUCACCAUAACCUACUUUUUCUAAAGUUCUACACACGAUCAAAGUUUCCAUUCACCAUCAUCUGUGCUAAAACAUAUAAUGAGAUCAGAUUCUUAGGUUAUAAACUAUUGUAUGAUCAUAAUCUUAAGAAAUCUAAAACAUUUGUUUAUAUAUUAAUGAUAAAGCAGAAGAAGAAAGUUGAUUGCAGAUACUUUGUUAAACCUACUUUCUUGUCAAUAGAGUUGAAGCCCAUGAUGAAACUUCCAGAGAAGAUUAAUCUCUUUGCAGUGAAAUUUCAAGUGUGAACUCAUUAAUAUUUGAUGUAGAGACACUGAUGUCAAUCACUACUUCCUUGAAGUUGCUUCAGCUCUUCCUUGCCUUUUCCUCCUUAGCAUAGGAUGCCCCCAACGCACUGUUCCCACUACAAAGAAUGGUGGAGCCAUGCAUUACCUUUAUCUGUGAAUUUUUUUUUGCCACAAAGUCUCUCUCAGUCAACGGAGUCAACUUUUCAUGUAGCUUUGUUCAAUUAUACAAAAAGCAUCUUUGUUUCACUCUUUGCUCCACAAUCAGUAGCAAGCUCAUUGAUCCUUUUCCCCACCUCACAAAUGGAUUUCUCUCUUUUCCUUACCAUCGUUGCUGCUGCAAUAGGUUUCUUCGUGAUUCGAAGAUUCAGAUUCAAUCCAGAAAACAAUGAAAUCGAUACUUCGUCUUUGUCUCCAUCAUCACCACCAUCUUCUUUAUCUUCUAGGUCUUUGUCUACUCCAUCAACUCCAUCUGCUUUGUCUCCUUCAUCGGCUUCUCCAUCUUCUUCCUCUCAUGUCUGGAUGUACGAAGUCUUUCCGAGCUUCCGUGGGGAAGAUGUCCGCUACAACUUUCUCAGUCACAUUAAAAAGGAGUUUGAAAGGAAGACAAUCACAUUUUUCAACGAUAAUGGGAUCGAGAGAGGAGAAUCCAUCGCUCCUGAACUCAUACAGGGGAUUAGAGGAUCUAAGAUUGCGAUCGUCUUGCUCUCUAAGAACUAUGCUUCUUCAAAGUGGUGUCUUGAGGAGUUGGUGGAGAUUAUGAAGUGCAGGGAGGAGCUUGGUCAAACUGUGAUUGCUAUUUUCUACAAAGUAGAUCCAUCUGACGUAAAGAAGCUGACCGGAGACUUUGGGGAGGUUUUCAGAAAGACUUGUAAGGGUAAAGCUAAGGAGGAGAUUAGGAGGUGGGAACAAGCUUUGGAGAAGGUGGCCGUAAUAGCUGGUUACCAUUUAUCCAACUGGGAUGAUGAAGCUACCGUGAUCGAGAAUAUAUCAACAUGUGUUUUAAACAAGCUGGUUAAUUCUCCACAACCGAGUCAUUUCGACAAUCUAGUUGGGAUGAGUACUCAUAUGGAAAAUCUGGAACUGUUGUUAAGCCUGGGCUCCAAGGAAGUGAGGAUGGUAGGGAUUUGGGGUCCUUCUGGAAUUGGUAAGAGCACCAUCGCCAGAGUUCUAUUCAACCAACACUCUCAUCAGUUCCAAUUUAGUGUCUUUAUGGAGAACAUUAAAAGACUUUGGCCCAGACCUUAUUACGAUGAGUACAGUGUGAAACUGCAACUACAAGAAGAGUUCCUGUCCCGGGUAAUCAACCAAAAAGAUAUCAAGAUUCAGCAAUUAGGAGUUGUGGAAGACAGGUUAAAGGACAAGAGAGUGCUUGCCAUUCUUGAUGACGUGGAUCAUUCGUUGCAAAUAGAAGCCAUAGCUAAAGAAGCUCGGUGGUUUGGUCCUGGAAGUUGGAUAAUCAUCACAACACAAGAUAAAAGGCUUUUAUAUGCACAUGGAAUUAACCAGAUUUACGAGGUGGAGCUUCCACCUGACGAAGAGGCUCUUGAAAUUUUCUGCAUGAAUGCUUUUUGUCAAAAAUCUCCACCUGAUGGCUUCAAGGAACUUGCCUGGGAAGUUACAAGACUUGCAGGUAAGCUCCCUUUGGGACUGAGGGUUAUGGGAUCUCAUUUCAAAGGAAGGCCCAAGCAUGAAUGGGAAGAGGGACUACCAAGGUUAAGAACUAGACUUAAUGGAGAAAUUGAAAAUACUUUAAAGUUCAGUUAUGAUGCCUUAUGCGAUGACAAUCAAGCUAUAUUUCUUCACUUAGCAUGCUUUUUCAUCAAUGAGCCGAUUGAAAACGUGGAACGGUGUCUUGAAAAAAAAAUUGUUGGUGUGAAAGGUUGUCUUCGUGUUUUAGCUGAGAAAUCUUUCAUAUCCUUUGAGUGGGGACGUAUAAAGAUGCAUGAUUUGCUAGCACUUUUGGGUAGAGAAAUUGUUCGUAAACAAUCCAUUCAUGAACCUGGGCAGCGUCAGUUUUUGGUUGAUGCUGGAGAUAUAUGCCAAGUACUACGAAACGAUACACUAGUAAGUUUUCACAUUAGUCAUUUAAUGCAUUUCUCCCUAUAAAAAUCAUAUUUGUUUGUGUAUCGUUGGGUU